Molecule: messenger RNA, 603 nt
Organism: Chelonus insularis
Lineage: Eukaryota; Metazoa; Arthropoda; Insecta; Hymenoptera; Braconidae
Gene: lin-52
Product: DREAM core complex component lin-52
Exons: 4
Coding region: 169-507 (112 amino acids)
Biological process (GO): regulation of DNA-templated transcription
Cellular component (GO): DRM complex
Source: RefSeq, a predicted model, not a curated record
AUAUUAAUAAAUUUCUUUUGUAUGAAAUUAAUUAUGUAAAUUAUUUACUAAGCUACACAGAUAAAUAAUCGAGUGAGUGAAUUUUUCAAUUUCUGAAUUGCGACAUCUAGGGUGUGAAUUAUUUUUCAGUUGAAAUUUUUAAAAAUUUCCUUUUUUCGAAGGUUGAAAAUGUCAAAAGAACGAUCAGGGAACGAUUCUUCAGACCGAACUUGUAUGGAAGAAAGCCUAAUGAGUUUAGAGAAACUCGAUCGAUCUUCACCGGAUUUAUGGCCAGAACAAAGUGUAGGUGAAUUUAUCCACCAAAACUUGGAAGCAAAUCAAUCAUUUUCAUGGUUGAACAAUCUGAAUCAAGAGGACAUGAAUAACUUACAUCAACUUGGAAAUCUAACUAUGACUGGACUUAUAGCGGAAGUUAAAAAAUUACAUGACACGGCUUAUCAACUCGGACUAGAAGAAGCUAAAGAAAUGACUAGGGGAAAAUAUUUAAAUAUAUUUAAACAUAAGUAAAAAUACAAUUUAUUUAUCUAAUUUGUUUAUAAAAUAAUUUUCAUAACUAAAAAUUAAAAUAGUAAAUUUCUACAUCAAUAAAUUUUUAUAUAAAAU